Messenger RNA from Fonsecaea pedrosoi CBS 271.37, 390 nucleotides. RefSeq lists its product as uncharacterized. The transcript is spliced from 2 exons. NCBI's taxonomy places the organism in Eukaryota, Fungi, Ascomycota, Eurotiomycetes, Chaetothyriales, Herpotrichiellaceae. Gene Ontology annotation, molecular function: deaminase activity. The coding region runs from base 1 to 390 and encodes 129 amino acids. The record is from RefSeq and is a predicted model, not a curated record. Gene Ontology annotation, cellular component: cytosol.
AUGGCCUCCUCUCCCUUGAGUUCAGUUGUGUCUCUGGACGUUUGUCCCCCGGCUGGCCCUUAUAGCCCUGCCAUCAAAGCCGGCGGGCUUGUCUGGGUCUCCGGCCAGCUUCCUAUCGAUUCAAACGGAGUGGUGGUCACCGAGUCCAUUUGUGCAAUGACGGCGCAGUCCAUCUGCAAUAUCAAGGCCAUCUUGGAAGCCGCAGGGAGCGAGCUGGGCAAAGUCACCAGGGUCGGAGUGAGUUUUGCGAUUGAUUCCCCUUCCGGAGAGAGAAAGAGAGAGACAUGGAAAAGACAUAGGGAGCUAACAACCAUGUGGUACCUUUCGAAAAAGGUCUUCUUGUCCGACAUGAAGUACUUUGCUGAGAUGAAUGCCGAGUACGAAAAGUAG